UGCACUAAUAUUUGGGAGCAAGUUCAGUGAUUUGGUUUCAAACUUCAACAGUAUCAUCUAACAUUCUUUGAUUUCUAAUUUAAAUAAGAAAUGUCCAGUUUUGUUGGAAUUUCAGGAAGUGAAAAGGACUUCAGUACAGAUUUUGACAUGUCUAAGAGCCAUUCGUUCAACAAUUUUGGAUUUAGGUAUUUGAGUGAGGCUAGAACAAAGCUUUAGAACGCACAAAAAAACCUGUUCUUUUAAUAAGCCUCUGAUUAUAUUCCAAGUCUCAAGCUGCCACUGACCCUACUUCUUUCACUCUGCCACUGACCCUACUUCUUUCACUCUGCCAACCUUCCAAUCCCUAUCUUUACUUACAUAUUUACUCAAAUGGAUUAAACUUGAAUAUUGAGAACUUGCAAAUCCCAUAUGAAUUGCUUCAAUUCAACUCCAGUUAAUAAACCAGUAUGGAUUUCAAAAUUUUGUAGGAACGGAUAAGGUUUGGAGGUGUUUGUGGUCAUGGAAACAGGAAAUAUUUUCAGGAGUUUGAAGUCCUUAUUUUCGUUAUAAAUCAAGUUUUUGUCACAUUACUGCAAAGAUUAGUUUUGAGAGCAAGUGGGGCACUAAAUGUGGAUAUAGUUUUUAUUUGCCUCAUUACUUGAUUUCAAAGUGAAGUGAUUCAAGAUGUACAGCUCUUCAUGGAAACCUGUAUAAUGGACUUCUUUUCUAUUAAAUUAGAUGAGACAACAUUUCACAAUUUGGUACUGCGACUAAUAUGAAAUAUGCCCUACUGUGCAUCAGAGAGCUAAUGAUCAAGCAGACAAAAUUGGGAAGACACAUUCCAUUGUUGGCCUGGAUUCUACCAUGUGGUAUGGAGUAGUAUAAAGUCCUAAUGUGCUGCAGGUGUGUUUGUGCAUCAAUCUGGGCAGAUAUGACACAUGAUGAUUGAUUGCACUAUUACAAGAAAUUGCAGGAUCAUCCAGGUGUUUACAGAUUGAAGCUGAGUUGCUGAUAUGUGAAUAAGAUGAGUGGACCCAGAGAAAACUCAUUGGAUCCAGUAAAUUCUGAUUCAAGGAAACGGAAACUUUCAUCCUUUGAUGCUCAGGGAUCAAGUGUGAACUGUAGCAUUGAAAAACGCCGUCGUGAGCAAGAGAGCAAAUACAUCGAGGAGCUGGCUGAACUAAUUUCUGCCAACCUAAGUGACAUUGACAACUUCAAUGUCAAACCUGAUAAAUGUGCAAUCUUGAAAGAAACUGUGAGGCAGAUUCGUCAGAUAAAGGAGCAAGGAAAAGCAUCUUCAAAUGAAGAUGAUGUGCAGAAAGCAGAUGUGUCUUCGACUGGACAAGGAGUCAUUGACAAAGAUUCAUUGGGACCUCUCUUGCUGAAAGCCUUGGAUGGCUUUCUGUUUGUGGUUAAUCGAGAUGGAAACAUUGUUUUCGUGUCUGAAAAUGUUACCCAGUACCUUCAGUACAAGCAGGAGGAGCUUAUGAACACUAGUGUGUAUAACAUCCUUCACCAAGAGGACCGUGAUGAAUUUCUUAGAAAUUUGCCAAAAUCUACAGUAAAUGGGGUUUCUUGGACAAACGAAACACAGAGGCAGAAGAGCCAUACGUUCAACUGUCGUAUGUUAAUUCAGAUGCCAUAUGAUUCUUUAGAGGAAUCAAAUGGAAAUCCUGAGGCUCGUCAGAAGUAUGAAACUAUGCAGUGCUUUGCACUAUCUCAGCCAAAGGCUAUGACUGAAGAAGGUGAAGAUCUGCAGUCCUGUAUGAUUUGUGUAGCAAGACGGAUUACGCCAGUGGAGAGAUCGCCAUUUCCCUCCAGUCCUGAAAGCUUUGUCACAAAGCAUGAUAUGACAGGCAAGAUUACCUCAAUAGAUCCAAGUUCCCUGCGUGCUUCAAAGAAACCGGGCUGGGAAGAUCUUGUACGAAGAUGCAUUCAGAGGUUCUCUCACCAUAAUGAUGGACAGCCAUGGUCUCUGAAAAGACAUUACCAUGAAGCCUUUACGCAAGGUCAAGCUGAGAGUCCCCUUUAUCGAUUUUCCUUAUCGGAUGGUACAAUAGUCACUGCACAAACCAAGACCAAACUUAUACGCAGCCCAGCAUCUAAUGAGUCUGUUGGCUUUGGCUCUACCCACUUGCUGCAAAGGGAACAGAAUGGUUGCAGACUGAAUCAAACCAACAUGGGGCAAGAAAUGAUGAAAACGCUUGCUACAGCAAGCACAAACCCUUCGAGCAAUAUGAGCAUAUCAUCAGGGGCAACAGGACAGGGAAUGCCGGUGCAAAAUAAUAUGAACUAUGGUGCAAAUAGUUUGAAUGACCCCAGUUCUAUGGGGCAAAUGGGACGGUUUGGUGCAGCAGGUGGGACAGCUGGUGCAAUGAACCAUGGGUCUGGUAUGCAGACUCCUAACUUACAGGGAAACAGCUAUGCACUCACAAUGAAUAGUCCCCCACAUAGUAGUCCUGGGGUGAACACAAGCCAACAAAAUCUGAUGCUUUCACCAAGGCAUCAGGUGAGUCCACGAAUGGGACCCAACCAGUAUUCUUCAGCUGGUGGAAUGCAAUCACCAGUGGGGCAUAUUAACAGCACAGGCAGUAGCACCUUCUCUAGUAGUUCCCUUAAUGCACUUCAAGCCAUAAGUGAAGGAUUGGGAGUUUCACUCCUGUCAUCACUAUCAUCACCUGGUCAAAAGAUGGAAGCUUCCCCAAAUGUGAACUUGCUCCAGCAAUCAAAGAUGGGUAGCAUGGAUCUAAAAGAUUCACCUGGCCUUUUUGGGGAACACAACCAAGUUGAGAGCACAGUUGGUCGGCCAGAAAGCAGAGAUGCUCAUAGUGAACAGAAGAGCAUCAAGGAAGGAAAUUUAAACCUUUUUGGUAAUAACGACAACAUGGAGGGCCAGAGAAAAUUCCAUGAGAACAAAAACAACACCAAGCUGUUGCAAUUACUGACCUCCCCUACGGAUGACAUGGGGCUAACGUCUUUAACAAACCCUAACUUGGAUUCCAGUGUUAAGGACUCCUCUCCUGGCAUCACAAGUCCAACAGGGGUCUCCUCAACUUCAGCUUCAGCUGGUGGCAAUGCUGCUGCAGCCACAUUGCAUGGUUCUUCUUUACAAGAGAAACACAAAAUUUUACACAAGCUGCUGAAGAAUGGAAACUCACCUGCAGAAGUAGCCAAGCUUACUGCAGAGGCUACAGGCAAAGAGUCUUGUCAGGAUUCGGGAAGUAUGACACCAGUUGGAGAUGCUGUGAUCAAACAGGAACAGAUGAGUCCAAAGAAGAAGGAAAACAAUGCACUACUGCGAUACCUGUUAGAUAAAGAUGAUCCGAAAGAACUCACUUUAAAGGAUAUUAAACCUAAAAUUGAAGGAAUGGACAAAAUGGAUCCUUGUAAUGCAGCAAAAAUUUCAGGUUCAAUGCAGGUGAAAGAUGAAGUGCGCAUCAAAACUGAACCAACUGACCAGACGAGCAAUGAAUUGGACACUUUAGAUGAUAUUUUGGGUGAUUUGCCCCAGUAUUACCCUGAGUCUGGGAACAGCAGUACUAUGAUAAACAAGCAAGCAAUGUUUCAGGAUGUCAUGGCAUUUGAAAGAGGUCAUUCACCUUCCCCAGGAACAUCAAAGCAAAUCCGUGGCACUUUAGGCAGUCCACCACCAAUGCAGCCCUCUAGACCACGGUUUAACCGGGCCAUGUCAUUGGACAUAAACAGUCAGGGCCAGCCCAGUGCAGGACUUGGUCCUCCACUGAGAACCAGCAGCCCAUACGCAAUGAUGGCAAAGCAAGCAAUGUUGGCAAACCGGAUGGGAGGCAGCCAAGAAAGUUUUGUGGGGAGUGCAGGUUCACAUGGAGGUUUGAACAUUGCUCAACAAACUGCCAUGGCAACAGGAGAGUGGGGAUUGCCAAAUUCUUCUGGGAAUGCGGGGCCCAAUGCUAUGAUCAGACCAGGUUCAGACUAUAGUUCGUCUAUCCAAAGAACUAUGGUGGGUAACUCCUCACUUGGAAUGCAGAUGCGGUCUAAUGGACAAUCCAGUGCGAGAGCAUUGCUUCAGCAACAGAUGAUGGGAUUGAGACCUUCAGAAAUGGAUAUGGGUCUUGGAGGUCCACAGUUUGCGCAACAGCAAGGUCCAACCAAUCCAGCUACAUCAUGGUCAGAAAGUGUCCUUCAGAUGGAACCAGGAUCUUCAGGCAACCAGAGCAGGCAACCAUUUGGGAACUCUCUGGAUGAUCUUCUUUGCCCUCCCACUACUGCAGAGGCUCAGAAUGACGAGAAAGCUCUACUGGAUCAAUUAGACACACUGCUGAGUAAUGCAGAUGAAAUGGGUCUAGAAGAAAUUGACAGGGCUUUAGGAAUUCCAGAUCUUAUCAGUCAGGUAUCAGAAUCAAAUCCUUGUUUUGUAUUUUUCUUUUAUUGACUUUAUAACAUAUUGGUAAGAGAUGUGAGAACUAGAGAAUGGUAAAUAACAGUUUGUACACCCUGUUGCCAUUGAACAGUCUUAUUGCUAGGUACUUCAUGACUAGAUGCAGAUCACAAGGUUCAUUCCUGAUGCCUCAUUCCUGAUGAAGGCCUCUUGCCCAAAACAUUGAUUCUCCUGCUCCUUUGAUGCUGCCUGACUUGAUGUGCUUUUCCAGCACUCCACACUCUACUCUGACCUCCAACAUCUGCAUCCUCACUUUCUCCUAGAUGCAGUUUACACCCAUCAAUGUAAUAACCUAAUUCCAGAAAAGCAGCUUAGAGGUAUAAUCCACUGACAU
Messenger RNA from Chiloscyllium plagiosum (whitespotted bambooshark), 4727 nucleotides. The record is from RefSeq and is a predicted model, not a curated record. Lineage: Eukaryota; Metazoa; Chordata; Chondrichthyes; Orectolobiformes; Hemiscylliidae.